UUUUGAGUUAAGUAAAAGUCUAAAAUUCAUUAAAAUCAUUUUUGUUUUCAGAGAAACUCACCGGAGCUAGUGGAGCUAAUCCUUUUUUCAGCCUUCUCUUCUUGCUGUCUUCGAUAACAUCCGAUUAAGCGAUCUGUUAUGGUCUGUUUCCAAUUAGAAGAUAUUGAAAACUUCUUCUGAAAUGUCUGAGGCAGAAGAUGACACUAAUAUUGGCAGAUUGGGUAUCGUUGUCCAUAGAGGUGGCUGAGACAUUAAGCUCCAUGUUCAGCAAACCGUCUUUUGGCGAUUUAAAAACCAAUGUUCUGAAAAAGGAAGAAUCUUUGAACACUGCAGACAAAAGAACGAUGUGGCAGGAAAUUGAAUAUUUUUUGGACGAGUCGACGGAUGGAGCGACCAACUCUGGCGGCAGUUUUCAAGAGUUGUCUGGUGAAGAAUUUUUGGACUUGGACGUGCUACUUAACAUAGCAGCUGAAGAGCAUGCAGACUCAUCUCCUCCAAGCCCGGAACAGGGUGAAGCAGAAGAGAGCAGAAAAAUGUGCGAUCGGAACCGUCAAGAAAAAAUAUUUAAGAAAGCUAACAGUCAUGGGUGCAUGCAUCCAGGCUGUGGCAAAGUAUACACAAAGUCAUCUCACCUGAAAGCACAUCUCCGGACUCAUACAGGAGAAAAGCCCUACCAGUGUAACUGGAAGGAAUGUGGAUGGAAGUUUGCUCGGUCAGAUGAACUGACGCGGCACUACCGCAAGCACACUGGCGUCAGGCCCUUCCAUUGCUGCCUCUGUGACAGAGCCUUUUCCAGGUCUGACCAUUUAUCACUUCAUAUGAAGAGGCACAUGUCUACUUAG
Molecule: messenger RNA, 842 nt
Organism: Nezara viridula (southern green stink bug)
Lineage: Eukaryota; Metazoa; Arthropoda; Insecta; Hemiptera; Pentatomidae
Source: the annotation of a GenBank genome assembly